GUCGCACCGAAUUGACAUUGGUGGUGUACCCACUCGCGUAUUGCGCCGUAUCCCCUUGCUUUUCAGACAAGCAUCGAGCAAGGGAUCCACAUGCGCCCCCCGUAUGGCCCGGAUACGCAAAUACGACAACCAAAUGCCGCCAAUACGCGAUUUCCCCCUCAAAUGCCCACUUGCUUGGUUCUUGAAUGGGCAUAAACUGCCUGAUACAACUGGCUCAGGGGAAAGACUCUCGCGGUCACGGUGGGGGAGGGCAUACGCAACGCAAAUUUGCUGUUUCGACUACGAAAGACUAGUAUAUAAGCUCCGAUGUAUGUCUGUUGAUGCAGUCUCGAUCAGGAAACACUACCUGAAUCAGCCGAUAUGUCAAUGAAUCUGAGAGGCAAGACCUGCCUCGUCACCGGCGGUGCAGGCGGUCUCGGGAAGACCCUUGCGACCCGGUACCUUCAAGCUGGAGCCAACGUCGUCAUCUGCGACAUCAACGAGGACCGCCUCGACCAGACAGCCAAAGAACUCGCAGCCGGAGGCCACGCUGACCGGCUUCUGACCGUCAAGGCCGACAUUACCUCUGCUUGUGACGCGCAAACUCUAUUCAAGGGAAUCGUCAACCGAUUCCAAAAGCUCGAUAUCCUUAUCAACAACGCCGGAAUCAUGGACCGGUUUGAUCCUGUCGGCGAGCUAGAUGAAACCUUGUGGAAUCGUGUGAUUGCGGUGAACUUGACGGCGCCAUACCUACUAAGCAAGUUGGCGGUGCAGAAUAUGCUGGCAAGAGAUGUUGUGGAUGGACGUAUUGUCAACAUUGUGUCGUUGGCGGGCAAGGCAGGCUUUGCGGCUGGUAUGUGUUACCAUCUUUGUCAUCUUUAUGCGUCUGAGCUAAUCUUAAGCGUGGCAGGCGCUGCAUACACGGCGAGCAAGCAUGGCCUUGUAGGUUUGACGAAGAAUACAGCGACCUUCUAUGGAUCGAAAGGGAUUCGGUGCAACGCUCUGAUGAUGGGCGGGAUGACGACAAAUAUCACGGAUGCGUUCAUGACGGGCAUCAACGAGGAGGGAAAGGACAAGGCAAUGGAAUUGAUGACCGCUGCCAAUGUGGAGAUGUGCGAUGUUGAGCAAGUCGCAGAUCUGUGUCUCUCGAUCACCUCCGGGCCAGGAUCGAACCUGAUCAACGGUGCUUGUAUUCCGGUGGAUCACGGCAUGAGCGGAUGUUUGGGAUAAGCUUGGAUGCGAAAGAUGCAGAUAAGAUCGUCACAACCACAAAGAUAUAAUACCAUAGCAUCAUGAGCAUUCUUCGUGGGCCGCGGCGUUUGUUGGUCAGGCUCGCUUAGUGCCACCAGGUUUACUCAUUCACUUAUAUGUGAAUAGAUGACACGUAUAG
Molecule: messenger RNA, 1369 nt
Organism: Aspergillus homomorphus CBS 101889
Lineage: Eukaryota; Fungi; Ascomycota; Eurotiomycetes; Eurotiales; Aspergillaceae
Product: SDR family NAD(P)-dependent oxidoreductase
Exons: 1
Coding region: 361-1209 (282 amino acids)
Source: RefSeq, a predicted model, not a curated record